Molecule: messenger RNA, 1777 nt
Organism: Pleuronectes platessa (European plaice)
Lineage: Eukaryota; Metazoa; Chordata; Actinopteri; Pleuronectiformes; Pleuronectidae
Gene: nkx2.5
Product: NK2 homeobox 5
Exons: 2
Coding region: 1-984 (327 amino acids)
Biological process (GO): regulation of transcription by RNA polymerase II; cell differentiation
Cellular component (GO): nucleus
Molecular function (GO): DNA-binding transcription factor activity, RNA polymerase II-specific; RNA polymerase II cis-regulatory region sequence-specific DNA binding
Source: RefSeq, a predicted model, not a curated record
AUGUUUCCCUGUCCAAGCACGUCCACUCCCUUCUCUGUAAAGGAUAUAUUAAACAUGGAGCAGAGUCAUGGCGUUAUGGCGUCUUCUCUGGACGCCUCCUCACGUAUGGACUGCUGCAGCCUGCCGACCUCCUCCUCCUCUUGCUCCUCUUCCUCCUGCAUGCUGGCCCGGUUGAAGCAGGAACCUCUCCGGGACAUGCCGUCUCCCGCCGCCGCCGCCUCGCUGUUUGGAGAGGACCUCCACGAGUCCCGGGCAGUCAGAGGCAGCAGCGCACUCAGCUUUGCCUCCAGCUUUUACGGGAAAUCCCUCUUAGACGUGGACAUAGUCAAGGAUGAGAAAUCAGACGGGUUUGAGGGGAAACGCAGAAAAGAAGAGUUCAGUCCUCCUCUCGAGCCCGUGGAGGACCUAAAACACGAGCAUCCGGACCGAGCCAAGCCCCGCAGACGCAGGAAGCCGCGGGUGCUCUUCUCCCAGGCGCAGGUGUACGAGCUGGAGCGGCGCUUCAAGCAGCAGCGCUACCUGUCCGCCCCGGAGAGGGACCACCUGGCCGGGGUGCUCAAGCUGACCCCGACCCAGGUGAAGAUCUGGUUCCAGAACAGGAGGUACAAGUGCAAGCGGCAGCGGCAGGACCAGAGCCUGGAGAUGGUGUCCCUGCCGCCGCCCAGGAGGGUGUCGGUGCCGGUGCUGGUGCGGGACGGGAAGCCCUGUCUGGCGGCGGACACGGCCACAUACAACCCCUCCUACAGCAUGGGUCCCAUCAACCAUUUCACCUACAACAACUACCCGGCCUUCAGUAACUACACGGGGCCCGGCUGCAACACAAACUAUGCGUGUAGUUAUCCUGCUGCCACGAUGCAAACUGUGCAAAGUUCCUCCGGCGGCGGGGGUUACAUGAACUUUGGCGCCGGAGACUUGAAUAAUGUGCAGAACGGCUUCUCCUCCAGCACCGGGGUGUCCUCCCUACAUGGCAUCAGGACAUGGUGAACACGUGUCUCACCCGUUAUACUGACCACAGUUUAACAGGAUGAUGGUCCGACUGCAUGCAUCUGUAAAUGUGUCAAGAUUUUGCGGAGUUCAUUUAACUUCUUAUAUUUAAUGACUUAUAUUUGGUAGUUUUUGUCUGAAUAGCGACCUUUCGUGUAUUUUCGUGGCAUUGGCGCACAGACCGGUAGCUUGAGAGAGAAAAAAUGCAUCUAAAAUUAUUUAAAUGUUUUUGUAAAAUGUUUCAAUUUGUACCACCAUUUAAAAGAUGUUUUAAUUCAAUAAAACUCAGAUACAGUUGCCCAAGUGGCGGUCCUAUAAAAUAUUACCUAAUUGUAGCAAUUUAGACUAUGGAAAAUGAUUAAUUCAAUAUAGACUAUAUUAUUAUUAUUAUUAUUACAAUCCCCAAAAAUUAUAACUUUUUCGAAAUGGGCUCUUAAUUCUUGAAACAUUAAAGACAACAAUAGCCUAUUAGAGAGCCAUUAAGCCAACAUUAAAUAAAUAUAAAUGUGAAUGACAGUAAUAAUAAAUUAUAAUUUUGACAAUAUAUACAUAAUACCUGCAUGUGGUUCUUCUAAUGGAUGAGUUGGUCAUAGAUCCACAUAACGGAUCCUACACCACUCAUGUGGUUUGUGUCCGGUGCUCAAGUGGCAGUUAGAAAGCUUCCUUCAAUAUGCUCCAGAGGUUAAAAGGUUGUUAAAAGUUUACACUUUUUUACAACCCGCUGUCAGACACAUGUGUUUAAAAGCCGCUGCAGGGACAGAGGGCUAUGAGCCAUGACCUUGACUUGUAAUAA